Messenger RNA from Condylura cristata (star-nosed mole), 2209 nucleotides. RefSeq names its product chromatin target of PRMT1 (gene CHTOP). Bases 364 to 1197 code for a protein of 277 amino acids. Lineage: Eukaryota; Metazoa; Chordata; Mammalia; Eulipotyphla; Talpidae. The transcript is spliced from 7 exons. The record is from RefSeq and is a predicted model, not a curated record.
CGACGUCUGACGCAACCGCGUCGACGCCAUUUUAGCCGAUCCCACUCCGCACUGGGCGUGGCGGCCAUUUUGUUUUGGACACCGAGUGGGAGUUGGCGGCAGCGGCUGUGGAGGCACAGACGACAGGCAGGAAAGGGCAGGCCGGGCGAGCAGCGGACCGGCCGUCCAGAGAACUAGCCUAGCAGCAACGGACUAACCUAGCGGCCUACCGCUUACACUUCUAACCAACCGCCCACCAAGUUACCCCGAGGCCCUCCACCGUCGAUUCAGGCUCGGCCGGCCCCCGGCCCGCCUGCCGCAGCCGUGGUGGCAGCCCCGGGAGGAGCACUGGUGUCCGUUUCCUUCGAUUCUCGGGAUUUGAAGAUGGCUGCACAGUCAGCGCCGAAAGUUGUGCUAAAAAGCACCACCAAGAUGUCGCUAAAUGAGCGCUUUACUAAUAUGCUGAAGAACAAACAGCCGAUGCCAGUGAAUAUUCGGGCUUCGAUGCAGCAACAACAGCAGCUAGCCAGUGCCAGAAACAGAAGACUGGCCCAGCAGAUGGAGAAUAGACCCUCUGUCCAGGCAGCAUUAAAACUUAAGCAGACUUUAUUUGCAAGUCCGGACAAUGGCUGUGGAAGGAUAUGUCCAAGCUGUGGCUGGGCGUCUGGAGGGCGGUCCCAUGCGACUAAGAGCUUAAAGCAGCGCCUGGGUAAAAGUAACAUACAGGCACGGUUAGGCCGACCCAUAGGGACCCUGGCCAGGGGAGCAAUCGGAGGACGAGGACUGCCCAUAAUCCAGAGAGGCUUGCCCAGAGGAGGACUACGUGGGGGACGUGCCACAAGAACCCUACUUAGGGGCGGGAUGUCGCUCCGAGGUCAAAACCUGCUCCGAGGUGGACGAGCCGUAGCUCCCCGAAUGGGCUUAAGAAGAGGUGGUGUUCGAGGUCGUGGAGGUCCUGGGAGAGGGGGCCUAGGGCGUGGAGCUAUGGGUCGUGGCGGAAUCGGUGGUAGAGGUCGGGGUAUGAUAGGUCGGGGAAGAGGGGGCUUUGGAGGCCGAGGCCGAGGUCGUGGACGAGGAAGAGGUGCCCUUACUCGCCCUGUACUGACCAAGGAGCAGCUGGACAACCAAUUGGAUGCGUACAUGUCAAAAACGAAAGGACAUCUGGAUGCUGAAUUGGAUGCCUACAUGGCACAGACAGAUCCCGAAACCAAUGAUUGAAGCCUGAGCAGCCUCCUGUGAGAGACUCAUGUUCAAAGUCACCACAUAUGUAAAUAGCCUUGAUAACAGAUGAGGAAAACCUUGAGUGAUGCUCGAAGGACCUGUCACAAUAGGCUAUGGACUUACUUGCCACCAGUUUGCGCAUUUAGUGUGUUUGUUUUACUUUUUUGAUACUGUGUUGUAUGAAACCCAUUUUUCUUCUGACUUGGUUUUGUUAUUUGAGAUUUUGUUUUUCUUCACCCAAAUUUCUCUUUGAACACGAAUAUGUUGACCUUGUGGCUAGCACCCCCACUUUCAGCCUCUUCCCUCUCACCUAUCACAUGUUCUGACUUUUAACAUUUCCUCUGUUCAUCUCUGCGCCCCCCAAAAGUGUCCCAGAAAGAGCCCAUCAGUGUCCCUCCCUGAUGGCUAGGCUGCUGAGAUAACAGUUCUGUUCUGUAUCAUCUUUAACGUCUUAGAAGUGUUUGGAACAUCUGGAGUUCAAAAAUGUGUUCUGCCACAUUGACAUUUUUGUGAAUUGGGGACCUUGACAUAGCUACUGGGCUCCAUUACAGAUUACACAUGGUAGCAGAUCUGAACAGACUUGAUUAAAUGACUACCGCGUACAGAUAGCCACCCAACAGUGGCUGGGUUAGGUGAUGUACUUUCCACGCUGAAACAAGAUUUAUAUGCUUUGUUGGCUUUGCAUUAUGUCCAAGGGGUGCUAGUGUUGGGUUAGCUUACACCUACAGUCAGAAAGCACAAGGCCACUUGAUUAGGUAGACCCUUCAGAAGAGGAAGGCAUGGGAGAAUGAAUGAUGGCAGACAAACGGGGUGGCUCAGAAGAUAACCAAAUUAAAAUUCUGUUAUCCUGUGUUUAUCCCAAACCUUUCUUGGGCUUCUGCAGUCAUUGGCUUUGUUUGAUGCUCAUUUUUCCCUUGAAGGUUAAGUUCAACCAUAUCCUGUCAACUGUUCAGUUUCAGUGAAAUCUUGUAUUUCUGGUUCAUUACAACAAAUCGUUCUCUCAAAUCCA